Ipomoea nil (Japanese morning glory) is the source of this 1408-nucleotide messenger RNA. Its product is annotated as WAT1-related protein At1g43650-like. Gene Ontology annotation, molecular function: transmembrane transporter activity. The transcript has 7 exons. Gene Ontology annotation, cellular component: plasma membrane. The coding region runs from base 73 to 1176 and encodes 367 amino acids. NCBI's taxonomy places the organism in Eukaryota, Viridiplantae, Streptophyta, Magnoliopsida, Solanales, Convolvulaceae. The record is from RefSeq and is a predicted model, not a curated record.
GUGAGUGAAGACAUAUAUACUACUUAUAUAUGCAUAUAGAUAUAGUUGUUGGUAUAUAGUAAGUGGGAGUGCAUGCAUGAUAUGAUGGGGAUAGGGAAGAAGCACAAAGCUUUUGGGAUAAUGGUGAUCAUUCAGUUGACGUGUACAGGGAUGACCCUUCUCUCUAAAGCAGCCAUUUCUAGAGGGAUGAAACCUUCCGUUUUUGUUGCUUAUCGACAAGCCUUCGCCGCUCUUGCCUUGGCUCCUUUCGCUUUCUUCUUCGAAAGGCAGAACUCAGCUCAUCUCUCAUGCAAAUUGCUAUGCAAGAUUUGCAUCCUCUCCUUGUGUGGAAUUAACCUGAGCUUGAACCUGUUUUACAUGGGGUUGAACUAUGUGUCUGCAACGUUUGUUACAGCAGCCACCAACACCAUCCCUGCUAUGGUGUUUAUCAUAGCAAUUUGUUUAAGGUUGGAGAGGUUGGCGAUAGAGAAAUCCCAUGGAAAAGCUAAAGUGGUGGGUUGUGUGUUGAGCAUAAUUGGGGCCAUGGUUUUUACCUUGUAUAAAGGCCCUACCUUGUACCCACCUAAAGCAAUGCAAAAGUCUGACCUUUCCGCAAACACUACAUAUAGUAAACAAGAUUGGAUAAGAGGUUCUCUUCUUAUUCUUGGAGCUAACUUGACAUGGUCACUUUGGCUCAUCAUGCAGGCUCCUAUCAUGAAGCAAUAUCCAGCAAAGCUUCGGCUGGUAACUCUUCAGUGUUCCAUUUGCUGUGUAAUGUCAACACUGUGGGGUGCAAUUAAGGAGAGAGAUUUGUCAUCAUGGAAACUUGGAUGGGAUAUCAAUCUUCUAUCUGUGGCAUAUUGUGGAAUAGUGGUGACAGGGAUAUCUUAUUGGUUACAAGCAUGGGUUGUGGAGAAGAAAGGGCCAGUAUAUGCAAGCAUGUUCACUCCAUUGGCACUUAUGUUGACAGCCUUCUUUUCAGUUCUUUUUUUGAAUGAAAUCCUUCACUUGGGCAGUAUCUUGGGAGCAGCUUUGCUGGUGUUAGGGCUUUAUGGGUUUUUGUGGGGGAAGCAAAAGGAGAACAAGAAUAUGGUGGUGAAUCAAAGCAAAGAGGUGGUUGAAUUGGACACGGUUUCUCGCACAUCGGCCGAUAUCCAGGUGGCGGUGGUGGUGGCCAUGGAUGCUCCCAAAACAUGAUCAUCAUGUUGCAUUUCAUUAUUCAAGAUUUUGAUCCCAUCCACCCUACCUUAGCUUUUAAAAUCUCCAAUAUCAUUUUCAAAUAAAAGAUGAUUAUAUAUAUUAUCCCUUUUACUAUCAAGUUAUUAUUAUUACUAGUACUAGUAUUCUAGCUUAUAUGUAGACUUGUAACAUUUCUUAAUUUGUUGUUAUCUUCGCAUCUAUAUAUAGCUUUUUAAUGUGAGACGCACUU